Cuscuta europaea is the source of this 975-nucleotide messenger RNA. The record is from the annotation of a GenBank genome assembly. Lineage: Eukaryota; Viridiplantae; Streptophyta; Magnoliopsida; Solanales; Convolvulaceae.
GGGGAUCAUCCUUGGCUCUGCCGCUCUGGGAUGGGGAUCCUUUUUUUCUAAAACAAGAAACAAGAUAGCUGAAUACUCGUAUAUCCAUAAGUGAACGCCCCACUUACUAGUUACUUCCCCCGCCCCAUAAUUUUGCAGAAGAUAUCAAAGUCACCAUCGGGUUUCUAGGUUUUUUUCCCCGGUGAGUUUAUUUAUGUUUCCUUCGCAUGGUGCCCUUCGAUGUAUGAAAAAACUUCGACUUUUCGUGGGCAUUUCAGCUAGUAGCACCAUUUCAAGGUCCUCUAAGAUUUUCUCCAGUUACAUACACUGCCUUGAAGAAUCGAGACGGAAGAAACCCGAUAAGCUAGCUAAUGGACAUCUUGUUAAAUCUGGGAAGUCGGUCAACAAAUGUGAAAACACGGAGAAGGUUAAUGUUUACAUGAGAGAUUUAGUGACGAGAAUAUCAAAUAUAUUGAGAUACUCAACUUGGGAUUCUGCUCAAGGGCAGUUAGAAAAGCUUUCAGUAAAAAAAUGGGAUUCAUAUACAGUCAACCAGGUUCUCAAGACUCAUCCGCCAAUGGAGAAGGCUUGGCUGUUUUUCAAUUGGGCCACCAAGCAUAUAGGAUUUAAGCAUGACCAGUAUACAUACACGACCAUGCUCGAUAUAUUCGGGGAAGCUGGGAGGGUUUCAUCAAUGAUGUUUCUUUUCAGCCAAAUGAAAGAAAAAUGUAUCAAGAUUGAUGUGGUUACCUAUACAUCUAUUCUGCAUUGGCUCUCCAACAUUGGGGAUGUUGAAGGAGCUAUGAAGUUUUGGAAGGAGAUGAGAGAGAAGGGCUGCUGUCCUACUGUCGUCUCCUAUACAGCUUAUAUGAAAGUUUUGUUUGACCACAAGCUUGUUAGGGAGGGUGCUGAGGUGUACAAAGAGAUGCUUCAUUCCGGUUGUGCUCCCAAUUGCCACACAUACACAAUCCUUAUGGAGCAUUUAGCUGUCACAGG